UCGAACCCAAUUUCAAUUUAUAUAAACAGAGAAAAUGAUGAAAUUAAGUUCAUCAAUCUCCAGCGUUCGCUUCCUGAUUAAAUCUUAUCCCUCCUCUUUCUUUCCUUCAUUCAAAAUUUCCACCACUCUCAAAACAACUAUGACUCAAUUCCCUAAGUUUUCUAUUCAAAAUACACAUUCUUCUCCCGCCAAGGACUCCCAGGUGACGCCGCCCAAGCCCAAACCCAAUCCUCCGCCUCAGCAGCCCUGGCUCAUUGUCGGCCUGGGUAAUCCCGGCGAGAAAUACAAUGGCACCCGCCACAAUGUGGGUUUUGAGAUGGUAGACACUAUAGCUGAGGCUGAAGGGAUUUCUAUUAACACUGUCAACUUCAAAUCCCUGUUUGGAAUAGGAUCUAUAGGAAAUGUUCCAGUCAUGCUUGUCAAGCCACAAACUUUCGUGAACUCAAGUGGUGAUUCUGUUGGGGCCAUUGUCUCAUAUUACAAGAUUCCAUUGAAGCAAGUACUUGUGAUUUUUGAUGACUUAGAUUUACCUUUUGCCAAAUUGAGACUACUUCCAAAAGGCGGACAUGGAGGACAUAAUGGGAUGAGAAGUAUCAUUGAUCAUUUAAAAGGGAGCCGUGAUUUUCCUCGUCUAAGAAUCGGCAUUGGACGGCCACCUGGGGCUGGGAGGAUGGAUGUUGUUAAUUUUGUUCUUGACCCUUUCAACAAGCAAGAACAUGAAGAGCUGGAGUUUACAUUUCAACAUGGAAUGGAGGCUGUCCGGAUUCUUUUACUAGAGGGUUUUAAUAAAAGUGCUUCAUAUGUCAAUAGCACCAAAACAAUAGAACAACUUGGUUAAAUUAUUACUCUAGUUGGUUAUCUCUUAGGUUAAGCAGCAGAUUGAGGUAAUUUACAGGAGAAUGUGAUUACAGUGAAAUUAAUAAUUAGGAACUAGAUUAAAUUUUGCAGGAUGAAAGUAUACAAGUUAUUCGUAGAAAUUUUUUCCUAGCUCCCUUUAUCAAUCGUUACUGAUUUUAUAUGUUCAUUUCUGUGAACAUAUAACUGCUUCAAUGCAUUAGGAAUUAAGAAUUUAGAGAGAACUCUUUUUGUCAAAAAUAAAAUUUUCCCUGACUGAAGUCAGAUGUAUUCUUUAUAACUUUGUUUCAUUUAGAAAUCAAAAUGGAAGAUGUUCUCUUCGGUUUUGUGUUAUUAUUUGGAUUGCAUUUAAACAAUUUCGGUGUAAUGGAGAUAUUCAAGA
Molecule: messenger RNA, 1237 nt
Organism: Durio zibethinus
Lineage: Eukaryota; Viridiplantae; Streptophyta; Magnoliopsida; Malvales; Malvaceae
Source: RefSeq, a predicted model, not a curated record